AGCUUUCAUGAAACUUGGAGGAAAAACAAAGAAAUAAAUAAUAUUUAUGAAAUUUUGUGAAUGACUUUUUGAAAGACAAACUCGCACGUGAUAAGAGAGUUUAAAUGUGAGAUGCGAAAUUGGAAAUUGAUUACAAGUCGUUAAACACAUUAUAAUUCUUUCGUUUUGAUAAUCGUAAAAAAAUAAAAGACGCAAAAGAAAGAAGACACGAAACAUAUUUGUUUGUUAAAGUAUUCUGAGAGGAAAAGAAAAGAAGUGAUUGGAGAAAGUGUGAUCGAAAGUCCUUAAAUAUUUAUUAUGGCGACUUUACUUUACACGAUAUUUUCAUUCACGGCUGGUGCUUCAUUACACUGUGCUGUGAGACGUGAGAUAAGUCCAUGCACUUGUUCACCCCAUCAUACGUUUGCCAACACCAUCAUUGUGACAUGCGAGAAAAUGGAAUCAUUUAGUCACGUCGUAGAUGUUCUCCAAGAUAAAUUUACGCCUGACUUUCAAAUAUGGCUGAAAAUUACGCAUUCGCAGCUUCUGGACUUUGAUGAACGACGUUUUGCUGAAAUGAAUAUAAAUAUUAAAGAUUUGCGGUUGUAUCAUAACAAUUUGAGCACUCUACCCAUAACAUCGUUUCAAAAUCUUACAAAAGUUGAUUUCCUGGCCGUGGCUGACAACUCGAUUCAGGAGAUUCCUCGAGAAAUGUUCGAAUUUAUGUCAAAUUUGGGGACAUUGGAUUUUGGGAGGAAUAAAAUAAAAAGCAUUCGGUCUGAUGACUUUGCUCGACUGAAAAAUCUUAAAGUUGUCGUUCUUGCUUCGAAUGAGAUUGAAUUGCUGGAAAAGGAUUGCUUUCCGAAAAGUUUGUUGAACUUACAUAUUGGACGCAACAAAAUAUCGUCAUUAAAUGGAGCUCUUCGUAACUUAAACGACAUAAAAAUGUUGUUUAUUAAUGCAAACAACUUGACAUCGUUGGAAGAAGAACUACCUGAGAACGCACCACAUUUAAUGAUGCUUAUGGCAUCGAACAAUCAUUUGGAGAAGCUGCCAAAAACAUUUAAAAACUUUGUUGCACUCGACACGUGUUACGUUAACAACAACAAUCUGCGUUCACUCGAUCGUCUCUUCUCGCAUAGAAAUUCCCUUAUUCGUCUUUAUGCCGAACACAACAUGAUAGAAUAUCUGGCGGAAGAUGAGUUUUUGAAGUCGGAAAAUAUUGACGAAAUCAAUUUGAAUUCGAAUUUGAUUACGUCGCUCAACAAAUCUCUUCUUUACAUCACAAACUUACGUUCUGUGAAUCUCGGCAGGAAUCAACUGCGGGAAUUCUCAAUGCAAGAGAUUUAUAAAUUAAUGAAGCUUCGUUAUCUUACUUUAUCUGAUAACCGAAUUGAAAAGUUGACAGGACGUCAUGAAAACAUCGCUGAAAUACCAAGCUUGACAUUACUUUACAAUCUUCUGUUAGACAACAAUUUAUUGAAAUCUUUAGAUGGAGCUUUAGCUGGUCUUGGAAACUUACGACGACUCAUCUUAUCAAAUAAUUUAUUGGAAAACAUUUAUGCUGAGGAUUUCUCGCGAAUGGAAGAGUUGGAAAUUCUUGAUUUAUCAAAUAAUCGAUUGAAGUCUUUGGAAGCUUUUUCAAUGGCUUAUCUACCAACACUUGAAACAUUGAACGCAUCUUACAAUUUACUUACAACAAUGGAAAAAGAUUUUCAUGGUUUACCAGUUAUGUGUACUGCUGAUUUAUCUCAUAACAAAAUCGCAUCAAUGACAACUGAUUUAGUGUCAAACACACGAUGUUCAAAUCAUGGAGUUGUUAAUAAAUUGGAGAUUUUCUUGCAAGAAAAUCCCGUUUUAUGUGACGAGAAUUUACCGCAACUUGUUGCAAUGUUUGAAAUGUAUUAUGCUCGACUUAUGGGAAUUGCACAUUGCAUUGUUCCACAACUGUUGCCACUUCCAGCUAAUCCACAAUCGUCUCUUAUUCAACAGCCUCCGAUAGAACUUCUUGCAAGCAUUAUGAAUCCAAAUCAACAACUUCCUUUAGGUGGCAAUCAAAUGCCAUCAAUUGUUCAAAUCAUUGUGCCAGCUCAAUCACUACAACAUCCACUGACGAAUGACAAACAGAACAACACUGAAGAGUUGGUGAUUUCAACAUCAACAACAAUUUCAUCAAUUUCAGUUGAAACGACAAGUGAAGGAAUGAUGAACGAUACUUUCAUGUCAUCAACAACACUAUCGUAUGAAGACUCAUCAAGUGUCGAACCUUUAAGAUCUUCAAUUCCAUUCUCACAAUCGACAACAAAUCUACCAGAACCAGAUAAAGAUGAUGAAAUUGAUGACAUUCAAUUAAAUGAAGAUUUGGACAACAGCGAAGAUUAUCAAGAGAAUGAAGAGAAAGUGAAGAAGCAACGAGAUCGUUCAGAUUUUCGUUAUGUUGAAUCAUUCGAGUCAGAGAAAUCCAUUUUGCAGAAAUUCGAACCUGAUCCAAUUGAAAACGAUACGGAACUGAAGAAUAUAAUAAAUGAAAACUAUCAACCAUCAGUUUUACCAGUGCCGAAAGCUCUAAGUUCUUCGAAAAACUCUGAGAAUGAUAAUGAAGAACUUCAAGAGCAUCAACAACAGGAUCAACAGCUGGAAGAGUUAAACGAGCAGAACAUAAAUGCACCCGAGGUGUAAACAUAUUUUUCUGCAUUAAAUGUUUGUGUAGACAAGUCUUUAGAUGUGAGUUUAUUUCCAAACUUAGGAAGAUAAAAGUAAAUGUGGUUUUAAUAGAUGUACCUUUCUUAAAUGUCAGUGAAAAGCAGUGCAUAACAUUGUAUUAAUAAGUGUCAACUGUCACAAACAAUCAUGACAAUGAUUGUCAUAAUUUUCGGGAAUCGAAUGUGAAAUGCAUUGUUGGGUAGUAAAAUGAAGGACAAGAACAAAUAAAAAUAUAUAUUAAAAUAUAAAAAUAAUUAAUUAUACGAAAUGCUGCAUUUGAAUCGAGAAAAGUUAAAAUUUGAAGAUAUCCAAAUGAUGCAUAAUGAAAAUAUUUAAAUGAUCGAAGACACUUUUCUUGAAACACUAACAAAAGAUCAAAGAUUCUUCUCAAUAAUUUAACAAAUGAAUUAAAUAUCAAGAUUAUCUAAUAGAAGAUUCAAUGUGAAAAGUAGUCACAUCAACAUUUCAAGUCACAGACAGAGCACAACAAAACAGUCACAAGAAUCACAAAUUGAUUAGCUCUGAAGAUCAUGAAAUGUUUAUGUUGCUUUCGUCAAAUCAAAGCUGAAAAAAUAUAUUUUAUUUGUAGUAUGAAUCCACAAUGUAUUUUUUUAAAUAUACAUUGAAACAUUUUGUUUCAAAAUUGAUAAUUCUCAUCUUAACAAUUAAUU
Clunio marinus is the source of this 3353-nucleotide messenger RNA. The record is from the annotation of a GenBank genome assembly. NCBI's taxonomy places the organism in Eukaryota, Metazoa, Arthropoda, Insecta, Diptera, Chironomidae.